UCCUCCUCCUUUCAUUUUCUUGUGUUUCUUCCUUAUCUCGAAAGACUGCAAGCCGUCACUAAAUUACUGAUUCUCUGUGCUCCGGUUCUGUUAUUUGUCUCCUCCAUGCAGAUUUACGUCUUGAUUUUGCAUUGCACAGGAGAUUAAACGUUUUCCAAACCUUCAACAAUAAAUUCUAAGGUAGUUGGCAUCAUGGACCCAAAUUUAAAGACUUCACCGCCUGAUAGUUCUGAUGCAAAAGCCGCAUUUCGUAAGCCUUCUAAUGACACUUCUAGUCGACAAUACAGGCGUCGUACUCCAGUUAGCGGGCUAUCUUCAGCUGAAGGAAGUUCCCCUCAGCGUGAUCGCAGUGUUAGUCCCAUGCUUUAUAGGGAUGAUCUGGAAAAAAGUGCUGAUACUCGACCUGGAAGAGAUGGGAGAGAACUAGAUAGGGAUUCUACUAGGAAUCAGUAUAGUAGAAAUGGUGAUUCUUAUAGAUAUUCUGAUCGACCGUCUUCCAGGAGUUCUCAUUGUUAUCCCAGACAUGAUGAUUAUGUUAGGCAUGACAAACGGGGAGAUGAAGAUAGCAAGUACGAUAGAUUUUCCUCUCGUGCUGAUCGAGAAUCAAGAAUUAGCGGUCAUUCUGAUCAUCCAAGACAUGUAAGUGACCGUAGUAGGUCAAAAGACUAUUCACAAAAUGCUGACAAAUAUACUCGUGAUAGAUAUGAUGGUGCUGGACACAGAAGCAAGGGCAAGGAGAAAGAAUCACCUUUUCUAGAGUGUACUAAAUAUAAGGACAAGGAUUCAUCUUUUGACAGGGUCGGCUUUGUUAGGAAACAUGGCAACUUUAUCUCUGAAGAGAUUGAUAGAGAUCGAAGGUGCGAAAGGGGUGGUCGAGAUGAAAAAGUAGACUAUCAUAGAAGCUCGAGAGAUAAAAAAGGAAAUUACACAUCUUUUGAAGAGUCGAGGGGCCAUCGGAAUGACUCGUCUUCUGGGCGGGAGAGGGACACUGAUAAACGUCACCCUAAAGAAGGUUACAGGAGUGGGCUGGAGGAUUUAGAUGGCCUGAAGCCUUUCAAAAAAGAGAGAAUGAACUAUGAUGAAGGGGAAGUUAAUGUGGUAAAGAAGGAUAGGUUUGGUAGAGUAGGGAAGGAACAGUUUGAAGACAAGUCUAUAUUUGACAGUAAAAAUCAGGAGCCUCUAGCAAAGAGGUCGAAAUUCUUUAGCUUGGGCAAGGGCUCUGAUUAUGAUAAGGAUGAGGGGUUAAGUUUGGAGCAAACUGAGGAGACUGUUGAAAGAGUGACCAUUGGACCGGUCCAUAGCAGUGUUGUUGACACCACCAAUGACGUGAAUGCUGCAAAAUUUACUGCAAUGAAAGCCGCUGAAUUAGUUAAUAGGAAACUCAUUGGGGCAGGCCAGAGUAAUAUGACUACAGAGCAGAAGAAGAAAUUGCUGUGGGGGGGAAAGAAAAGCAGUCCUGCAGAAGAGUCAGGUCAUCGCUGGGAUACUGCACUAUUUGGUGAUCGUGAGCGACAAGAGAAGUUCAAUAAACUCAUGGGUGUGAAAGGGGAUGUUAAGGUGGACCAUAAAGCCGACAAUCAAGAUGCAGAGAAGCAGCAUGAACUCCAGCUGGAUUUGGAGAAGCAGUACACUGCUGGACUUCGGCGGAGGGAUGGUCGUACUGUUGGAUUAGGUCUUUAAGAAUCAAAGUUGGAAACUUAUGGUGCUGCGAAGGGGAAUGCUUUGUGACUUUCUGGUCUACAAGCAUUUUGAAGAAAAAUGUGGUUUGUGUGAUGUUUUAGGUAUCCGCAGAUGGCUCUUAAUCUUUUUGCCUUUAAAUAUUAUUAUAAAUAAUCUGUUUAAUUCUCUGGUACUGUAUCGUGUUUAUUGUUUUCCAUAGUAGGAAAAAUCUAGGGUACG
This is a messenger RNA of Hibiscus syriacus, 1899 nucleotides long. Its product is annotated as arginine/serine-rich coiled-coil protein 2-like. The transcript is spliced from 7 exons. NCBI's taxonomy places the organism in Eukaryota, Viridiplantae, Streptophyta, Magnoliopsida, Malvales, Malvaceae. The coding region runs from base 193 to 1680 and encodes 495 amino acids. The record is from RefSeq and is a predicted model, not a curated record.